AGUGCUCACACACACACAAUGAAUAGAUAACACUCAUGAACCUUAGAAUAUAUAUGUAUAUAUAUAUUUUGAGGGAAAGAGCUCAUAGAUCUAUUUUAUUGAUAUAAAAGAAAGAAGUACAAGAGAGUUAUAUAUUGUGUGUGUGUGCGUGUGUGUGUGUAUACUCAUAUGGAAAGUAUGGACAAAAUUAUACCUUUGAUGAAGAGAAAGUAUCUGUCUGAGAAUGGCAUCCAAGAAAUAAUGACAAUGGAGACCAGCUCGUCAAUUUGCUUCAGUGAUCAUGGGACUGUUGUGGCUUCCUGUCCAAAUGGAUCUUGCAAAAGGGAGACCAUGAAUUCAGUGAGUAAAAUUUAUACUUAUGCUCCUCAUGCUGAUGGUCAUCAGUGGAGGAAGUAUGGGGAGAAGAAGAUCGGGAACACCAAGCUAUCAAGAGGCUAUUAUAGAUGCACUUAUAGCAAAGAUCAAGGAUGCCAAGCAAGAAAGCAUGUUGAAGAGCAAAACUGCAAUGAUCCACCUUUUUUCUUGGUCAUUUACUAUAAGUAUCAUUCAUGCAAAAACACCAAUUCCAUGACCAAUACACAAGUUAACUUACUUAAUCCACUCACUCCAAUGGUACCAAAAUUGGUUAGCUUUGAAUCAAAUGCAAACUCCCAGCAGGAAUGGUCAAUAUUGCUGUCAACUCUGAACCUUCAACAUGUCUCACAACAUGAAGGGGUUAACAACCAGCAAACCCUAACCAGCUCUUCUUCGGUAUUGAACAGCCAGCCGGUGUCACUUGAUCAAACAGGAAGUGUAUCAGCUGCAACUCAUGAUCAAUAUGAUAGAGGUAACCUGCAAAUUAAAGGCAACACUUCAAUAUCAAACCGUGUUCCACCAUCCAAUAUUAAUCAAGCAACAGUGAAAUCAGUGGCUGAGUGUGAAUACUUUUUGGGAGCUAUGCCUGGCAGUCAUGACAGCGAGGAUUUAUCAUCCAUUUUAGAUCAGAUCACACCAGCUUCUCCUGCAAUAAGCAUGGAUUUUUUCAUGAUGGAUUAUUCCUUAUCUGAUGAGGGUUUUGCCUUUCAUAGUUUUUAAUUCAGUGCGAUGAAGUUAAAUUUUCAUUUUGUUCAGCAUAUAUCAAGUUAUUAAGGUUGUACAUGUACAUAAAUGUGAACUAUUUAGUAAAUA
This is a messenger RNA of Dioscorea cayenensis subsp. rotundata (Guinea yam), 1167 nucleotides long. RefSeq names its product probable WRKY transcription factor 38. Gene Ontology annotation, biological process: regulation of DNA-templated transcription. The transcript has 3 exons. The record is from RefSeq and is a predicted model, not a curated record. Lineage: Eukaryota; Viridiplantae; Streptophyta; Magnoliopsida; Dioscoreales; Dioscoreaceae. The coding region runs from base 169 to 1074 and encodes 301 amino acids. Gene Ontology annotation, molecular function: DNA-binding transcription factor activity; sequence-specific DNA binding.